Messenger RNA from Fraxinus pennsylvanica, 756 nucleotides. NCBI's taxonomy places the organism in Eukaryota, Viridiplantae, Streptophyta, Magnoliopsida, Lamiales, Oleaceae. The record is from the annotation of a GenBank genome assembly.
AUGACGGCAAAUCUUCUCUCAAACCCUACACUUUCAUCUUCUUUCCUUGGUCAUCAACUUUCAGCUCGAGGUAAGUCGAAGAGAAUAACGCCGUGCAGCUUCAAUUUUAGGAGUCCUAAAUGCGCCGUGGAUACUCCAUAUGAAGGUAACAUUUCAAAAUUUCCUCGGGUUAAUGUCUGGGAUCCUUAUAAGCGGCUGGGUAUAACUACUGAUGCCUCUGAGGAAGAAGUUUGGAGUGCUCGGAAUUUUUUGUUGAGCCAGUAUGCUGGUCAUGAGAGAAGUGCUGAAUCAAUCGAAGCUGCUUUUGAGAAGCUGCUGAUGAGCAGCUUCAGGAAUAGGAAGAAAACAAAAAUCAACUUAAAGACGAGGCUAAAGAAGAAGGUUGAGGAGUCUCCACCUUGGGUUAAGAACUUGCUUAGUUUUGUGGAAGUACCCCCACCUGUAAUCAUUUUAAGAAGAUUGUUCCUAUUUGCAUUUAUGGCAUGCUGGAGUGUGAUGAAUUCUGCUGAAGCUGGGCCUGCUUUCCAGGUGGCAUUGUCUUUGGCAGCUUGCAUAUACUUCCUCAAUGACAAGACCAAGAGCUUGCCUAGAGCUGCUAUUAUUGGAUUCGGGGCUCUUGUUGUUGGCUGGAUAUGUGGUUCUUUCUUGGUUCCAUUGAUCCCAUCAUUUCUGUUGCAACCCACUUGGACUCUUGAACUUCUAACGUCACUGGUAGCGUAUGCUUUCAUGUUUUUGGGAUGUACUUUUUUGAAAUGA